UGCCCUUCUCUUCUACUCACAAUAAAUCAUCGUCACCACCCUUCUUCUUCCUCUUGCUAGUUAGUUACACAAUACACACACACACACACACACACACACAUAUACCUCUCUCUCUCUCUCUCUCUCUCUCUCUUGAUGUGAUCAUGGAGCUUGAAUUUGAAAAGGGUUUGUUAGAAUAUGUGAGAAAAUCUUCACCACCACCUUUCUUGUUGAAAACCUAUAUGCUAGUGGAGGAUCGUGAGACCGAUGAAAUCGUGUCGUGGAACGACGACGGGAGUGGUUUUGUGGUGUGGCAACCGGCGGAAUUCGCCAGAGAUUUGCUUCCAAAACUCUUCAAGCACAGCAACUUCUCUAGCUUUGUCAGGCAACUCAAUACUUAUGGGUUUCGAAAAGUAGCAACUACGAGGUGGGAAUUUUGCAACAAAAUGUUUCGCAAGGGUAAACAAGAUCUCCUCUGCGAAAUUCGUCGUAGAAAAGCAUUGACCAACAAGACACAAACUGCUGCACAAAACCAAUCCACACCAAAAGAAUCGGACGAAGAUCAAAGGUCAUCUUCAACUUCAUCAUCUUUUGGUUACACAACCCUUGUCGAUGAGAAUAAACGACUCAAGAGAGAGAAUGGGGUCCUAAGCACAGAGCUUUCAAGCAUGAAAAAGAAGUGCAAGGAGCUCCUUGAUUUGGUGGCCAUGUAUACGAAUUCGGAGAAAGAGGAGGAGGAGGAUGAGAGGCCAUUAAAGCUGUUCGGUGUGAGGUUGGAGGUUCAAGGAGAGAGGGAGAGAAAGAGAAAGAGAAAGAUUAAUGAAAGUGCAAGGGUUCUACUAUCACAGUCUUGCAAAUGAAUAAGUAUGCCACUUAAAAUCAAUGAGCCUUUGGUCCAAUGGUAUUCUCUGUCUUGUAAAUGCUUUACCUUCUUGAAGUAAAGGGUUCAAGUUCUCCUCCCCAAAAAAUAAAAAAUAAGUAUGCCACUUAAAACUAAGUGGCUCAUACAUAUAUAGAUAAAGAUAUGAAUGUAUUACUAAAGUGUGAAGUUUUAUUCUUCUUAGGAAAAGAUGGUGAAGGAGAAAGUAAAAUGAACUGUGAAGAUAGUUCAUGCAUAAAUUGUACAUUAUCAUGUACUUUAUAGUAGUGAUUAUGAAAAGAUAAGU
Messenger RNA from Ilex paraguariensis (yerba mate), 1145 nucleotides. The record is from the annotation of a GenBank genome assembly. NCBI's taxonomy places the organism in Eukaryota, Viridiplantae, Streptophyta, Magnoliopsida, Aquifoliales, Aquifoliaceae.